AUGUCCCUCGCGGACUACCUUGCGAAAAACUACCUGACAGCGGACUCGAAGCAGCAGAAAAAGUCAAAGAAGCGCAAGCGGAAGGACGGUGCAGCCUCGGGUCUCAUAAUAGCAGACGAUGAUGCCUUAGGCUGGGACCGUGACAGCACGGGCAACGCUGACGACGAUGCACCGCUGGAAGUGAACGCAAACAGCGCCGAAUUUCGCAAAGCAAAAAAAACAACAUGGCAGACCAUCGGCACUCCAACACCUUCCUCCAAUGAACAAGCCGCAGCCGACGCUAUUCUUACAUUUUCAGCUGCUGAAUCUCGGGCUCGUGCUCUCGCGGAUGAUGAUGCCCCUACUAUGGAAGAUUCGGCCAUGAAAAUGGAAUCGGGCGCCCAUGCGGGGCUACAGACGGCGGAUCAAGUCACUGCACAGCUGAAGCGUAAGGAAGCCGAAGAACGGCGAAGGUUCCUGGAAGACGGAGACGACCAUAGCGGCAAAGGGAAGGAAACCAUAUAUAGAGAUGCCAGUGGCCGCAUCAUCAAUGUGCAGAUGAAGCGGGCGGAAGCCCGUAAAAAAGCCGAAGAAGAAGCGGCCAAAGCAGCGGCGGAACUCGAAGGUCAAAAGGGAGACUUCCAGCGAGCCGAGAAGGAGAAGCGCAGAGAGCAGCUGAGUGAGGCGAAGUUUAUGCCUGUAGCGAGGUACGCGGAUGAUGUGGAGCUGAACGAGGAUUUGAUGGAGAGGGAAAGAUGGAACGAUCCAGCAGCCGGGUUCCUUGAGAGGAAAAAGGAGGGCAAAAGUGUCAGCGGGAAACCGUUGUACAAGGGACCUGCAACGCCGAAUCGAUAUGGGAUUAGGCCGGGUCACAGAUGGGACGGGGUUGAUAGAGGAACAGGAUUUGAAAAAGAGUAUUUUGCCGCUAGGAAUCGCACGGCAAAUUUGAAGAAUCUUGAUUACGCUUGGCAAAUGGAUGAAUGA
Molecule: messenger RNA, 963 nt
Organism: Letharia columbiana
Lineage: Eukaryota; Fungi; Ascomycota; Lecanoromycetes; Lecanorales; Parmeliaceae
Exons: 2
Coding region: 1-963 (320 amino acids)
Biological process (GO): mRNA splicing, via spliceosome
Cellular component (GO): U2-type spliceosomal complex; RES complex
Molecular function (GO): RNA binding
Source: RefSeq, a predicted model, not a curated record